AUGUUCAAGAAUCAAAGUAAAGAUCACCUUGUGAAACUUUUAACAAUAAUUGAAAUCAUCAUUAGUGUUAAGAAAAGAGUGAAUCGUCCUUCUUCAAAAGAUUUUCAUAUAAAUUCAUUCAUAGUUGCGAGCAACAAGAGAAAGUUUCUUGUGCCAUUGGAAGUCAAAAUUGUGUUGAAAUCUAUGAGAAUUUUCCACAACUAUAAAUCUUCAGAAAUCAAAAAAACAUUUCCCGAAAGCAAUAAAUCAAAAUCAUAG
Molecule: messenger RNA, 258 nt
Organism: Clunio marinus
Lineage: Eukaryota; Metazoa; Arthropoda; Insecta; Diptera; Chironomidae
Source: the annotation of a GenBank genome assembly